AUCACCGUAGCUGAGGCUGAUGCGAAGGAUCAAUCAUAACAUACCGCUGAAGUAGACACACAAGUCUAAAUACUACAAGGCAGGGGACAGACAUAAUUUAAUCCAGACAAUUUAAAAUAGAUCUCGACCCCUAGGUGAAGGUGGCACCUUUUGUGCAUCUGGGAAAAUAUAGAUACCCAGUAAACGGCAUCAAUAUCCAUCAUAAUGGCUACAAGUUCGGAGUUCCGUUUUGAUCGCAAAGGUGCCUAUGCCCUGUAUGUCCUCUUAAUUCUGUUGGUCACCUACCUAUUGAACCAGCUUGACCGUUAUGCUCUGGCCAUCUGUACACAACCCAUGGCCCAGGAGAUUGGUUAUGGUGAUUUUGGGUGUCUGGAACUAAAGAAUGUCUCCAAGGAAGAGAUAGGCAAGGAUGGCUGUCCAAAAAAUGCUACAAAAACACAGUGUAAUUCGUACCUUGGCCCCAACAAUACAGAAGUAUGUUAUUAUGAUAGGACUGGAGGUGGCUUUCAAUACCAGAUUUUAGCUGGACCUAUCUUCAUUGUUAUUUACACAUUCGCAGGUAUUGGACUGGGAUAUUUGGCUGAUAUUACCAAUCGUAAACUUCUUCUUGCUAUCUGCUUGGCCUUCUGGAGUCUGAUGACGCUUCUUACUGGGUUUGCUACAGAAUACUGGCAUCUCGUCAUUCUAAGAUUCGGACUGGGAUUUGGAGAAGCCGGCUGUACACCGUUCGCUUCCAGUCUUAUUGCUGAUUAUUUUGUAGCGAGUGUCCGUGGGUUAGCACUCGGUGGAUACAAUAUUGGUAUCUAUGCCGGUUACAGCUUGUCCUAUGCUCUUGGGGAUUUUAUAACGGCAGCAAACAUAAAUGGACAGGGUUGGCGUUGGGUGUUCUGGAUAGCCGGUAUACCUGGAUUCCUGGUAGCGGCCCUUCUAGCCUUCACCGUCAAAGAGCCAGUGAGAACGAGAAAUGCAACGCUGCAGGAGAGGUCAGAGUCUUAUGAGGUCACAGGUCUGCAGAAGUUAAAGAUGGUGAUGGCCUGCUUCUGUAGUCCCUCCCUACUGAUCCUGUGUCUUGCUGGUUCCAUUAGGAAUGGAGCUGGCUAUGUGUGGGGUUACAAUACCCAGCUUUACUUUACAACCUAUUACCCAGACAUCAGCACAGGACAGUGGCUAUCAUGGAUCCCGCUGGUAGGGGGCAGCAUUGCGGUGGUCUUCGGAGGAUUUAUAUCCGACAGAGUGGUCAAAUGGGGACCGUACGCCAGGAUAUGGGUCUUGAUCGCAAGUCUGACAUUAGCUGCUCCUUUUGCCGCUGGAACCCUAUUUUUCAAGCCACCAUGGGCGUUUGUUUGUCAAAUACCUACUUACAUCAUUGGAGAAAUGUGGGUCAGCGUGACGCUAGCUGUCGUGAUAGAACUGGUCCCGUCAAACAUCAGAACGACGGCCAUCGCUUACUACUUCUUCAUCAUCAGUAACAUUGGGGGUAACAUGCCCCUCUUGGUACCCCCUAUUGAACAGGUUACCAGCCUCCGCACAGCCUUGUACAUACUCUACCCAGGCUGCUAUCUGUUGGCGGCUGUCAUAUUUGCUGUCUGUAUGCUCGUCGUGAAGAGGGAUAUUCGACGCAAGCAAGAACUGGACGUUCCAGAUUCCAGCCCACUCCUCGCAGAGGAUGUAACGAAUACGAUAGAUAACGAUACAAAGAUGGAUUGAUAGGUGUAUGUAUGUACAGUGGUAAGAAAAAUGUUUAUUUUAUCUUUGCUGCUAGCACAACUCGCGUAUGUUCAUGUUGUUUGUACAUACGAGUAGGGAAGUACUACUAGUUCAACUUUCGUGCUAUUCUGUACUAUUUCAUUUAAGUCUAAAUUUUCUAUGGAUGUUCACAGGCGUUGUACUGAAGUUAACUUGCACAAACUUGUAUCUGUUUGUUAUUGAGAAUCAGGGUGUUUGUUACAGGGCAGAAUGCUGUAUCUAAUUGCUCAAACAUAAAAUUAAGUACAAAACAUUUGAUAAAGCAAUGAAGCAAAAAAAAAAGCUACAAAAAUUUCAAUAUUAUCAUCAUAUCCUCCAGCAUUUUAGGAACACGCAAUCGUAAUCAUUAAACCAUUUCGAGGAACUUGCUGCAAAAGUAGGGGAUAUUAUUGGGCAUCAGGAAUGGUCCAGACAGGCAACGAAAAAUUGAUUUCUUAGUUUCUGGGGGCUACUUUUUCACAACCCAUUUUCUAAACUACGACAUUGGUUAAGCUUUAACAAUGCAGUGAUUGUGGAUAUUCCAGGGCUGUUUUUAGCAUUUGUAGGGUUAACUCUUCAUGUGUUCACCUGUAAACCCCCUGUAUGUUGCAUUAUUUUAGGGUCUCAUUCACAUUCGUGCCAUGAGUCACAGACUCCUA
This is a messenger RNA of Lytechinus variegatus (green sea urchin), 2384 nucleotides long. Its product is annotated as MFS-type efflux pump MSMEG_3705-like. The coding region runs from base 205 to 1707 and encodes 500 amino acids. Lineage: Eukaryota; Metazoa; Echinodermata; Echinoidea; Temnopleuroida; Toxopneustidae. The record is from RefSeq and is a predicted model, not a curated record. The transcript is spliced from 10 exons. Gene Ontology annotation, molecular function: transmembrane transporter activity. Gene Ontology annotation, biological process: transmembrane transport. Gene Ontology annotation, cellular component: membrane.